Messenger RNA from Menidia menidia (Atlantic silverside), 2565 nucleotides. The record is from the annotation of a GenBank genome assembly. NCBI's taxonomy places the organism in Eukaryota, Metazoa, Chordata, Actinopteri, Atheriniformes, Atherinopsidae.
UUGUUUCUUUUUUCCCACCCCCAGCCCCCUCCGAUGCGCCACAGAGCGAUGCGAGUAUUCAUGAACGACGACCGCCACGUCAUGGCCAAACACUCCGCUAUCUACCCAACUCAGGAGGAGCUGGAAAGCGUACAGAAUAUGGUGUCUCACACAGAGCGAGCUCUCAAGGCUGUCUCUGACUGGCUGGAUAAACAGGAGAAGGAUACUGGCAAGGGCGAGCCUGAUGGCACCGAAGCUGAUAAAGAGAGUGAGCACAAGGAUCAGGCCACUCGUUCCCUGCGUGGCGUCAUGAGGGUGGGCCUGGUGGCUAAGGGCCUGUUGCUGAAAGGAGACCUUGAUUUAGAGCUGGUGCUCCUCUGCAAGGACAAACCGACCACCGGUCUGCUGAAGAAAGUCUCUGACAACCUCAUGAUGCAGCUCAAGAACAUAACGGAAGACAAGUACGUUGUAACCCAGAACAUCAGUGAGUCCAGCAUCGUCAUCCAGAACACCAAGGAGCCCCCUCUUACCCUCACCAUCCACCUGACGUCCCCUCUGGUUCGUGAGGAGAUAGAGCGGGCUGCCUCUGGAGAACUCCCCUUGGUCAAACUGUACCUUGUCUUCUUAUUCCACCUGCCAAUAGAAACGCUUUCAGUCAACGAUCCCCCGGAAGUUCUGGACAGGCAGAAAUGCCUAACUGCCUUGGCAUCUCUACGCCACGCUAAGUGGUUCCAGGCCAGGGCCAACGGGCUGCGCUCCUGCGUCAUAGUCAUUCGCAUUCUGAGGGACCUGUGCGCCCGCGUCCCCACCUGGUCCCCGCUCCGCGGCUGGCCGCUGGAGCUGAUCAGCGAGAAGGCCAUUGGCACAGGAAACCGGCCAAUGGGGGCAGGAGAAGCUCUGCGGAGAGUUUUGGAGUGUCUUGCUUCAGGAAUCCUCAUGGCAGAUGGUCCGGGAAUAUCCGAUCCGUGUGAGAAGGAGGCCACAGAUGCUAUAGGUCACUUGGACCAUCAGCAGAGAGAGGACAUCACAGCCAGCGCACAACAUGCCUUAAGGCUGUCGGCUUUCGGACAGCUUCACAAAGUGCUUGGGAUGGAUCCUCUUCCCUCCAAAAUGCCCAAAAAGCCCCGCAGCGAGGCUCCUAUUGAUUACACAGUGCAAAUCCCACCAAGCACAGCAUAUGCCCCACCAAUGAAAAGGCCCAUAGAGGACGAGGAAGGAACCGAUGACAAGAGCCCUAAUAAAAAGAAAAAAAAGCUGCAGAAGAAAUCCACAGAAGAGAAGGCUGAGCCCCCCCAGGCUAUGAAUGCCCUAAUGAGGCUGAACCAGCUCAAGCCGGGUCUCCAGUACAAACUGAUCUCUCAGACUGGCCCGGUCCAUGUUCCGGUCUUCACUAUGGCCGUAGAGGUGGACGGCAAGACGUUUGAGGCCUCUGGCCCAUCUAAACGCACCGCCAAGCUGCACGUAGCCGUCAAGGUGCUACAGGACAUGGGCCUGCCCACUGGCGUGGAGGCCAAAACUGACCCUGGGUCAAAAGCGGAGGAGGCCGAGGUAGUGACAGCCGUGGAGGAAGUGAAGCCGGUGGCCACGCCCCCGGAAACGACCAACGCCGCCACGGCGACGGCCAACGCAGACCGCCCCGAAGCCGCCGAGGCGGUCCGCCAGCAGGGCCCCAUCCUGACCAAGCACGGCAAGAACCCCGUCAUGGAGCUCAACGAGAAGCGGCGCGGCCUCAAGUACGAGCUCAUCUCGGAGACCGGCGGCAGCCACGACAAGCGCUUCGUCAUGGAGGUGGAGAUCGAGGGCCAGAAGUUCCAGGGCACGGGCUCCAACAAGAAGGUGGCCAAGGCCUACGCGGCGCUGGCCGCGCUGGAGCGCCUGUUCCCCGAGGGCUCCAUGCCCGAGGUCGCCAAAAAGAAGAAGGGACCGCCCAUGUUUGACUCUAAACGGAGCAUGUUUCCUCUGCAGCACUCUCCGGGCUUCGGGAUGAUGGGAGGCGGGGACGCAGGGGUGCCACGGGGGAGAGGGAGAGGAGGACGAGGACGCGGAAGAGGCAGAGGCUUCAAUAACGGAGGAGGCUACGGCCAAGGAGGUGGCUUUGGAACAUACGGUUAUGGGAACAACACCAACUCCGGCUACAAUUAUUACAACAAUGGUGGGGCAAACGGAGGAGCCGGGGUACUGAGCAGCCCGUCGGGGAUAUCUCCCCCCAACCCGGGACCAGGAUCAGCACAGCUGCCCUACGUCUCCUAUUACCAGGGCGACGGGGCCUACGCCUCCCCUUCCAUCCCCAAACCCCCCAAAAAGAAGCUCCCCAUGCACAAAGCUGGGAAGAUCGCCUUCCCAGGUCCCCCCGGAGGAAACCUGGGGCCUAUCGGGGGCUAUCCACCCAUCUCCUCCGGGCAGGGGACGUAUACCCAGUACGGACAGGCCAAGAAGAAUUUUAACCAGAACCAAGCGGGUUUCAGCAACCAGUCCGACUACAGCUCGCAUGGAAGCACUACCCAGGGCUUCGGCUCCAGUCAGUCUCCGUACCACGACCCCGUCUACGGCAGGGGAGACGGAGGGAUGGGUUACCAGUACAGAUAG